Molecule: messenger RNA, 2524 nt
Organism: Acanthisitta chloris (rifleman)
Lineage: Eukaryota; Metazoa; Chordata; Aves; Passeriformes; Acanthisittidae
Gene: SHANK3
Product: SH3 and multiple ankyrin repeat domains 3
Exons: 4
Cellular component (GO): dendritic spine; postsynaptic membrane; postsynaptic density
Molecular function (GO): ionotropic glutamate receptor binding; synaptic receptor adaptor activity
Source: RefSeq, a predicted model, not a curated record
AGAAGCUGGACGAGAUCCUGGCGGCAGCAGAGCCAGCCCUGAGGGCAGAGAUCGUGGAGGCAGAUUCCAGGGCAGCCACUGUGAAACAAAGACCAACCAGCCGCAGGAUCACACCCGCCGAGAUCACUUCGCUGUUCGAGCGCCAGGGCAUGGCAGCACACCCAGGGGUCCUGGCGGCCACCGACAAACCUCACAUCUCCCUGCGCAAAGGCAUCCCCAGGACUAAGUCUGUGGGAGAAGACGAGAAACUCGCUGCUUCUUUGCUGGACGGGAAGUUUCCCCGGAGCACAUCCAUGCAAGACACAGUUAGGGAAGGCCAUGGAAUUCCACCACCCCCCCAGACAGCCCCACCCCCUCCUCCUUCUCCCUACUACUUAGACACAGGGCCUCCUCCAUCCUUCUCACCACCUCCACCCCCCGGAAGAGCUUAUGACACCAUCAGAUCAAGCUUUAAGCCAAGCCUGGAGGCCAAACUCCACGGCCUCCCCCAGGUCAUUAGUGCAGCUGAGAUGUACGACCAGACCAGGACUUCCAUCCCUUACCCCGAGAGGCAGAAGAGGGCCAGAUCCAUGAUCAUCCUCCAGGAUUCCUCCCAUCUCCCUGUGGAGCCAACAGAGAUCCCCAGGCCUGGCCCCUCUGCGACCCCUCCAGAGAAGCUCAAGAGGAAGGGCCGAGUCAUCGACAACCCUUACGCCAACAUGGGGCAGUUCAAUGUCAGCCUCUUUGCUCCCACCAAGCCUCAGAGGAAGAAGAGUCCUCUGGUGAAGCAGCUGCAGGUGGAGGACGCUCAGGAAAGAGCAGCCCUGGCCAUCACCGGGGGCUACAGCAGCAGGGAGCCCUCUCCCACGCGCAGGAGCCACCGACUGGGUGGGGUGGAGGACCAGCACCACGGAGGCAUUGCUCAGGUCGAGGCCACGAGCAUCCCCUUCGCCACUGCCAUCGCUGGGGUCAUGAAGGACCGCGACCGACGCCUGGAUGAGCGGCGGAAAUCUACUGUCUUCCUGUCUGUGGGGGCCAUCGAGGGGCCAGUGCCGCCCAGCAGCGAGAUGCCCUCCCUGCAGCAGUCCAGGUCCAUCGAUGAGAGGUUGUUAGGAAGCCGAGACGUCCUCCUGCCUUCCCCCGUCUCAGCUUUAAAGCCAUUGAUCAGCAGCUCAUCCUCAACCUUCAUCCACCCCCUGACGGGGAAGCCCUUGGACCCGAACUCGCCUCUGGCGCUUGCGCUGGCCGCAAGGGAACGGGCACUGUCCUCACAGGUCCCGUCCAGGUCGCCCACCCCGAUCCACAGCCCCGACUCAGACCGAGCAGCACCCCUGUUUGUGGACAUCCAAACCAAAGAACCAGAGAGGGGGGAGCUGGAGAGCCUGAUGUCCCCUGCCUACUCCCCCGGAGGGAAGGGAAUGAUGGGAGCAGAUCCUGGGGCUUUGACCCCCGUCAAGAGCCCGUGGGGGACUCCAUCCACACUGAGGAAAGAGACCGAGGCACGGGCGGAGAUGCCAGGCAAGGAGGAGAAGAAACCAGAGGACAAGAAGUCCAUGAUCAUCAGCAUCGUGGACACGUCGCAGCAGAAGACCGCUGGCCUCAUUAUGGUUCACGCCACCAGUAAUGGCCAAGACGAGAUAGGACUUGAGAUCAAAGAGGAGACCCCCGCGGUCCCCGAAGCAUGCACAGAGCCCUCUGAGUCCCCCAAGGCCGAGCCCCAGCCCAGCCCCGUGGGGAAGCCCCCGGUAAGCCCGGUCUCCGACAAAGCUCUGGGCCAAGGCAGUUCAGAGGAAGAAGCGGAGCCCUACACGGUCACCCUCCCCCCGGCUCAGCUGUCCUCCAGCGAUGAGGAGACCAGGGAGGAGCUGGCCAAGAUAGGGUUGGUGCCACCUCCAGACGAGUUUGCGAACGGGGUCCUGGUGACCACCCCUGGCACACCCGUGAGCCUCCUGGCUCCGCCCACCAUACCAGCGGCAGCAGUAGCACCUUCUCCCGCCGGCGGAACACCCUCAGGGAAGCCCUCUGAUGCCCCUGCGGCCCCCGAGUCUGCAGCAGACUCAGGAGUGGAAGAGGUGGACACCAGAAGUUCGAGCGAUCACCACCUGGAGACCACAAGCACCAUCUCCACGGUCUCCAGCAUGUCGACGCUGUCGUCAGAGAGCGGAGAGCCCACGGACACCUACACUUCCUUUGCGGAUGGACAAACUUUUAUACUCGAGAAGCCACCAGUGCCUCCAAAGCCAAAACUCAAGUCCCAGCUCAGCAAGGGGCCAGUUACUUUCAGGGACCCACUUUUGAAGCAGUCUUCGGACAGCGAGCUCAUCUCCCAGCAACACGCGGCCACGCUGGCAUCCAGAAGGUCCAAGCUAUGGGGAGACCCCAUGGAGAGCAGGCCCAUCCAUGGGGCUGAAGAUGACAAGCCAACUGUGAUCAGUGAGCUAAGCUCCCGACUCCAGCAGCUCAACAAGGACACGCGAUCGCUGGGCGAGGAACCGGCCGGGGCCACCCUGGAUCCUGGGAAGAAGUCGCCGGUGGUGGCGGCACG